Molecule: messenger RNA, 6015 nt
Organism: Girardinichthys multiradiatus
Lineage: Eukaryota; Metazoa; Chordata; Actinopteri; Cyprinodontiformes; Goodeidae
Gene: lrig2
Product: leucine-rich repeats and immunoglobulin-like domains 2
Exons: 18
Coding region: 481-3684 (1067 amino acids)
Molecular function (GO): protein binding
Source: RefSeq, a predicted model, not a curated record
UUUGCUAUCCUUUGUCAUCAGUUUACGGCGCACUGUUUUUUUUUUGGGACUGGACUCCGAAAGAAUUCUUAUAAUCUACCGAAACAAUAUCCGUUCAACGUUUCCGUCGGUAUCGUACAAUCAGAAGCAUAAAGAGCUUUUGUAAGGUUAUUUCAUCUUUCGGAAAGUGUUGUAUUUGUGGGGUCAAACCAGCUUAGCAGUUAGCUGGUUAGCCUAUCGGAGAGGCUGUCCUGAUUGGACCAGCACGAAUUCCAGGCUGUGAGAAGAAGGGAACAAAUCUGAGCUACUAUGAUUCACGCAAGUUGGACAACACUGGGUUAUACGAUUUGUGUUGGGUUUAAGACGCUGUAAAGCGGAAGUAUGUGUUCAUUAGACUAAAAUCAAACCCCACGGAUAGUUUGGUGAUUUUGUAGCAUUUAAAAGUGCCCUUUGAACGGUCUGUUAGCCACGUAGCUACCUCUCAGUAGGAGGGCAUUUAAAAUGGCGGAAGGUUGGCCCCUUCCUCCGGCUCUUGUUGUGCUGUUGCUGAGUAUGAGCGCCUGGGUAACUGACUCUUGUCCUGCGGCGUGCUCCUGCCCAAAAGGACAAGAUGAGGUACAUAUUAUGGACUGCAACAAAAAAAAAUUGUCCGCUGCCCCCUUGGACGCCCCAGAUGGAAUAACUCAAGUCACUCUGAAUCACAACCAGCUGACUCUUUUUCCCUUUCUUGGAAACGCUUCGUCAAACAUUACAUCACUUUUAUUAGUCCACAAUCGGAUCUCGGAACUGUUGAUGCAUCAACUACAACCUUACGUUUCUCUGGAAACACUGGACCUAACGUCUAAUUCUAUCUCUGAGCUCAGAGUGGGAUCCUUUCCAUCCAUGCAGCUCAAAUAUCUGAAUUUAAGUAACAAUAGGAUCAGCCUCCUGGAGCCUGGGUGCUUUGAGAACAUCUCCAGCUCACUGCUGGUGCUUCGGCUGAACAGGAACAGAUUAGUUGCGCUGCCGUCAAAAGUCUUCAAACUUCCCCAUCUUCAGCUACUAGAAAUGAAGCGUAAUAAGAUCAAAAUAGUGGAUAGUCUGACAUUCAAAGGGCUGGAGUCGCUGAAGUCACUAAAGAUGCAACGAAAUGGCAUUACAAAGCUCAUGGAUGGUGCCUUUUUUGGACUGAACAAUAUUGAAGAGCUAGAGCUGGAACACAACAACCUAACGGAGGUUAAUAAAGUUUGGCUGUAUGGCCUCCGCAUGCUGCGCAUCCUGCAAAUCAGCCACAACGCUAUAGGCAUCAUCCGUCCUGAUGCCUGGGAGUUUUGCCAAAAACUGGAGGAACUAGACUUGUCCCACAAUCACCUGACGAGACUUGAGGAGACAGCUUUUGUUGGAUUGGGAUUCCUGGAGACUCUGAACCUGGGAGAAAACUCUAUCAGCCAUUUGGGAGAGGGUGUGUUCAGCGACUUGGCAAAUCUGCGCACCUUAGAUAUUCGCAAUAAUGAAAUAUCAUGGGCCAUUGAAGACUCCAUCGCUGUAUUUGAUGGAAUGAAGAAGCUGAACACAUUAAAUUUACAGCGGAACAAAAUCAAAUCAAUCACUCAGAAAGCAUUUGAGGGGCUGGAUGAGCUGAAGGACCUGGACCUCAGCAAGAAUGGCAUCAUGUCCAUACACCCUGAGGCGCUUUCCCAUUUGGAGCUCAAAGUAUUUGUCCUGAACACAAGCAGCCUGCUGUGUGACUGUCAUAUGCAGUGGCUGGGUCCUUGGCUGACAGAAAGCCAGUUUCAUCAGUCAGUCUCUGCAGUCUGCGCCCAUCCUGCUAAUCUUCUCGGUCGCAGUGUCCUGUCAAUCAUCCCAGAGGAAUUUGUUUGUGAUGAUUUCCCCAAACCGCGGAUCACAACUCACCCAGAGACAUCUGUGGCUCUGAGGAGCAACAAUAUGACUCUGAGCUGCAUUGCAUCCAGCAGCAGUGACUCACCGAUGGCCACUGCGUGGCGGAAGGAUGGGGAGGUGCUGUAUGACGCUGAAGUGGAAAACUAUGCCCGUUAUCAGGGUGGACAGCUCAUCUAUACCACAGUGCUUCAUCUCCUUAAUGUAAACUUCACUGAUGAAGGGCUUUACCAGUGUGUUGUCUCUAAUCACUUUGGCUCAAACUACUCAAACAGGGCUAAACUUACGAUCAAUGAGCUGCCCUCUUUCCUUAAGACGCCCAUGGAUCUAACCAUCCGCACUGGGACUAUGGCCCGGCUUGAGUGUGCAGCUGAAGGUCACCCAUCUCCCCAGAUCGCUUGGCAGAAGGAUGGCGGCACUGACUUCCCCGCUGCCAGAGAACGCAGGAUGCAUGUGAUGCCGGAUGAUGACAUCUUCUUCAUCGCUAAUGUGAAGACAGAAGACAUGGGAGUGUACAGCUGUACAGCUCAGAAUGUAGCUGGCAGUCUUUCAGCAAAUGCUACUCUAACCGUCCUGGAAACUCCGUCCUUCAUGCGGCAAUUGGAAGACCGAACAGUGGCCCGUGGUGAAACCGCAGUGCUUCAGUGUAUAGCCAGAGGCAGCCCGGCUCCUCGACUCAACUGGACCAAAGACGACGGGCCUCUUGUGCUCACAGAGCGGCACUUUUUUGCUGCAGCCAACCAGCUCCUCAUUAUAGUCGAUGCUGGGCCAGCUGAUGCUGGGAAAUACACCUGCAUCAUGUCUAACACCCUCGGCACAGAACGCGGUCACAUCUACCUCAGCGUCUCUCCGUUGCCCAACUGUGACACUGCGGUGGGGUACAACCAAAAUUACAACCAAGAUGGCUGGACCACAGUGGGGAUAGUGGUAAUUGUAGUAGUGUGCUGUGUGGUCGGAACCUCACUUGUUUGGGUCAUUGUCAUCUAUCACAUGCGCAGAAGGAACGAGGACUACAGCAUCACCAACACUGAUGAGAUGAAUUUGCCAGCAGAUAUUCCAAGCUACCUGUCCUCUCAGGGUACUUUGUCAGAGCCACAGGAAGGCUACAGUAACUCUGAGGCAGGUAGCCACCAGCAGCUCAUGCCUCCCCUCUCCAAUGGAUACAUUCAUAAGGGCACAGAUGGAGUGUGCUAUGGAGACACAGGCAAUGAGGUGGAAACUGAAGGGAAUGGGAUGCUGCACUGCAAGAUGGGCUCUCUGUUUGCUGGCCGUAGCAGCUUCCAUCCUGGCGAGUCUCGUGAGGGAUUAGCUGGAGUCUCCUCGGGUGGUGCAGGUCCUCUUGUCAUCUGCUCCGACUGCUACGACAACGCCAACAUCUACACUCGAACCCGAGAGUAUUGCCAGUAUGCUUAUCUGGGGGAGGAUGAUCCACUGGACAGUGCUCUGCCAGGUCUGAAGGGCGGGCCUGGUGACGAUGCCCACCUUAAGGACACAGCACUAGAGGGCUUCAUGCACAAUCAGGAAUCAUCAGUGUAUCUCCCUUCGCCCGAGAAAAGGUUAAACAACUACAGUGCUGCAGAGCAAUAUGUUAAAGAUUCGCUCAGCAGAUCUUUAUGGAGAGAAGGGGAAGAUCCAUCCUCAGCAUCUCAACUUGGAGCUUCCCAUCUUUCAGCAACAUUACACAGGACACCUCCUCUGAUCUCUACUGCUGACAGGGCAGUAGAGCAGAGUGAAGCAGAGGCUAACUACUUCCCAAGGCAGCCCACCCAGGACCACAGAAGUGCCUAUAAUAGGACUAACCCACAGGGGCAAAAUGCCCCCACAUAGGCUCUUUAAAUCCAGGCAAUGUUUUGCCUCAGACUUGUUUCUGCACCCCCUUUCCAUCCUUACUUUUACCCAUUACCCACUACCUCCAAAGAGAUUCCUUACUUUCUGCCAAAGAUGUUCUCUUGUAUGUUUACAUUCCUCUGUUCACUCAAGAGGACAUGCUAAUGUUCUCUACUUUGGAAAGACACGAUUAAUUAAAAUGACCUCCUUCUAGGAGUCUUCACCUCAGGAGGACCCUCUUCCUCCCCCAUUCUAUCUAUCCUUCUUCUGUCUCCAACAAGAAAAAAGAAUGAAUGUAUGUUUUAUGGAACAAUGUCAGAUGCUGCCAUGAGAGCACCCCAGGACCACCUCUCUGAGGGAGAUGUGCCUCAGCAUAUCUGGUACAAGUUGCAGAGUACUGCACAACUUAAGAAGAAAACACUAAGCACCUCUUUUCAAGUGGAGGAAAACAGGAGAAUUAAAGAGACAGAUGUAGUUCCCUGACCAGCAGUAUUCAGUUGAUAAUAUUGGAAAGACUCUUAAAGGCUUACCUCUCAUGUUUCAGGUGUUCUGACUCACUCUUAUGCAAAUUCUAGAGACAGUAACACCAAAAUGUGGUGUGCAUUAUGAGUAUAUACAUCAACUUCUCGUGUAUCAUUGUUAUUCGUUGUUUCUGGUUGCAAAUCAUGCAGAUUUUACACCUUUGUUUAAGAAUAAUGAGCAGUUUAUGAAAAAAACCAUUUGUUUUGCACAUGAGACAAUCACAGUUUUGUGGCGUAUUUCUAACUAAUGGCCUUUUUUAUAUCAAGCAUUCUCGGUGACCUUUCUUUCUACAUUAUGCACUGAUUUGUUUUUAGCCCUUUGGUAUCCUUUGUUACAGGCACUUCAUGUUGGCAAACUUAAUUAUGCAGUUUACUCACUGUUUUAGAUUAGCAAGAGUUUUUAUUUCAGCUAAGUCAGAAAAUUAAUGAUGCUCCACAAAUAAUAAUGUUGCCUAUGAUUCCACUCUGGACUGUGAAAAAAAAAGGAAUGUAUUGUUAUUUUAUGUAUAUGUAAAUAAUGUUAUCUAAUGAAUACAUGUUCUGUUUGUGCAUUUGAGGUGAGGAUUACAGCAGCUACUUGGGAAAAAAAGCAUCUUAAAGUCCAUAAGGUGUGAGCAGAAUCCCCACAUUUUCUGGUUUUAAUUUUCAUACAAAUAGUCAGACUUUCUUGCUUUUUGGUUUUUAAUUCUUUUGAAAAGUUGAAAGGUACUAAUCAGAAAACUCCACCAUACGCAUAGCUUUUCAAUAUAACCUCAAAUGAACUUAAUAAUGCCUUAAUACUCCCUAAUAAUGCUGUUGAAUCAAAACAGUUUAAACAGGAUCGUCAAAACAGAUUGCUUCUAUUAUGUGUACUGAAUUCAGAUUUUUUUUGCUGGAUGUGUAUCAGUUCAUUUUUUUUUUAUUUGACAAAAUGUUCAAUAUCGGAUUCAUGCCCAUAUAUGAGAGUUUGGUUAUAUUUUCAUCUCCACGAUGAAGUCAAAACAUGAUUCAGAGGAUUUCAUCUGUUGUUGGGAUCCAGUGAGGUAAAUGGUACUAAACUCAGAUAUGCUGAAAUUAAUCGUCAACUUUGUAAUUAUAUAGCCUCAUGCUGGAUUAUUAUUUAGUUUUACAAUGUAUAUCAUGGAAAAAAAAAGUUUUUUUUUUUUAUUAACAGCAGUAGUUUGAAUUGCCUUAAACAGCAGGUGAUACUCAGUGAUGUGCAGGCAUGAACUGAGAGUUCCUCUUCUGACCUUUUUUCUUGAUUCUGACUUGUUUUCUAAAUCUUAACCAAUUUUCUUCCUAGACCUUUUCCAGCCUUUUUUAUUUUUAUUUUUAGAACUUGGUAUCAGCAACAAAACUAAUGACCAACUGGUAUCCAAGCGAGGAACAAAGCCUUGGCGUGACUGCGUGGUCUUGUUAUUUUGUCUCACUCUUUGUUUCAGUGGCACUAAAUAAUUGUUCUAUUUUUGUUGUUUAAGGCUCUCUGUAAAUGAUGCUAAGUUAUCAUUGGAGAGCUUGCAGUCAUAGGUGAUCUGAAUAGAUUUAUUUGUUCGGUGUUUGACAUUUUGUAUGCCAGUGCAGCCUAUCACAAAUUGUGCAUUUAGUUAUCCAAAACCUCCAUCCUGACUUUAUACCAAAGUUUAACAGUGAUUGCUCUGGCAGUAUUCAAUGCUGACCUGUUUGCUUUGUCGAAGUUAUGCCCUUGCUUCUUGUAAAAUGUUUAUUUGUAUUGUAUGUUGGACCUUGUUUACUUGUACAUUCUGUAAAGCAUGUCUGAAGAGUCUUUUUGUUACAUAGCAAUUACUUCAACAUUAAACGUUAGUUCUCAUAA